GGCAGGAAUUUGAUGUCAAAGCCAAAUGUGUUAUCAAUGCUACGGGACCUUUCACAGACUCUGUGCGCAAAAUGGAUGAUCAGGAAGUACCAAACAUCUGUCAGCCGAGCGCAGGCGUGCACAUUGUGAUGCCUGGUUAUUACAGCCCUGAUAAUAUGGGUCUGCUGGACCCAGCCACCAGCGACGGCAGAGUGAUCUUCUUCCUGCCCUGGGAGAAGAUGACAAUUGCAGGGACCACCGACAGCCCGACCGACGUGACGCCCCACCCCAUUCCCACCGAGGAGGACAUCAACUUCAUCCUGAGCGAAGUGCGCAACUACCUCAGCGUGGACGUGGAAGUGAGAAGAGGAGACGUGCUGGCAGCCUGGAGUGGCAUUCGCCCUCUGGUCACAGACCCCAACUCCAAGGACACGCAGUCGAUAUCCCGGAACCAUGUCGUCACCAUUAGUGACAGUGGCCUUGUCACCAUAGCAGGGGGGAAGUGGACGACGUACCGCGCCAUGGCGCAGGACACGGUGGACGCGGCUGUGCGGGCGCACGGCCUGCAGGCAGGCUCCAGCAGGACCAUCGGCCUGCAGCUGCAGGGGGCUGAGGACUGGAGCCCCACCCUCUACAUUCGCUUGGUCCAGGACUAUGGACUCGAAAGCGAG
This is a messenger RNA of Merops nubicus (carmine bee-eater), 650 nucleotides long. RefSeq names its product glycerol-3-phosphate dehydrogenase, mitochondrial-like. Gene Ontology annotation, molecular function: glycerol-3-phosphate dehydrogenase (quinone) activity. The record is from RefSeq and is a predicted model, not a curated record. Gene Ontology annotation, cellular component: mitochondrion; glycerol-3-phosphate dehydrogenase (FAD) complex. The annotation marks the transcript as partial. Gene Ontology annotation, biological process: glycerol-3-phosphate metabolic process. Lineage: Eukaryota; Metazoa; Chordata; Aves; Coraciiformes; Meropidae. The transcript is spliced from 4 exons.